GGGAGCGGAAUAUUUUGAGGAGCAUGCUGUUGAAAUUCCCUCAAAAAUGAUAUUUCUCACGGUGAUUUGGAGGAUUACUUUGAGUGGUUGAGUGGAAAAUUCAUAUACGAUGUUUAGGAACAGUAACGGGCUUCUCAAGGGAAAGCGAGUUGGUUUUUUGGUUAGUCGGAGAAAGAUGCGUAAGAGUAUUUUCGACACCUUCAUGCAGUUGUGUGGGAAAACUGGUAUCGAUCUGGUCGAGGUUGACUUGGACAGACCACUUGAAGAACAAGGUCCCUUUGACUUGAUCAUCCAGAAGAUAACAGAUUAUAUGGCAGCUGCCACGGAAGGCGAUAAAGAAGCUAUUAAAACAAUAAAAAAAGUAGAGAUGUACAUUAAAGAUCACCCAGAAAUCAUCAUCAUUGAUCCAAUGGAAUCAAUUCACAAGGUAUUUGACAGAACAACAAGUUAUCAGAUCAUGAAAGAGUGUGAAAUCCUGGAAGAAGGAGUGAGAGUCUUUGUUCCUAACUUUGUGCAAUUUGAUGAGCUUGACUAUAAACAGAAUUUGAUGAGAAUUGAGAAAGCUGGUGUUUUGUUCCCAAUGAUUUGUAAAACUGUGAUUGGUCAUGGAUCAGGUUUUUGUCAUGAGAUGGCAUUAAUCUUUAACAAGGAAGGACUGCAGGACCUAACACAAGCUCCAUGUGUUGUUCAACAAUUUGUAAAUCAUGAUGCUGUUUUAUUCAAGGUAUUUGUAGCUGGAGACAAACAUUACAUUGUAGAGAGACCAUCAAUCAAGAACUUUUACAAGACUACAACAAAAGAGAUGAAAACAAUAUUCUUUUCAUCACAUGAUGUUUCCAAACCUGAUUCAGGAUCCUAUCUUAGUGAGCUAGACAAUGAUGAUAGUGAUAGCAAAAGCUGUAUAGGGCUGGAUGAAAACUUAGUUCUAAAACUUGUCCGGAAACUUCAACCAAAACUGAAUUUAACAAUGUUUGGCAUCGACAUAGUUGUAGAGAAAGGCACAGGGCAUCAUGUUGUAAUUGACAUCAAUUACUUUCCAGGAUAUGAAGGUGCUCCAUCAUUUUCUGUUGACUUUGUAAAGUAUGUACAUGACUUACUUGAUGAAUCACAUACCAAGGAAAGGAAAGUCACCUCACCAAUAGUUUUGAGCUGACAAAGGAGUUUAUUCACUACAGAAACGAUUGCUAGGGUGUACAAUUUUCCAAGAAUUAAACAAACUGAGCUCAGAGUAAGCAGAGGUAUGCCGAAGUGGAUUUAACUCAGUCUCCAUAACCUGAAACAAGUUGGAAUCUCGCUAAUCCUACUACUGGUAAAUGGAAUUCUAGAUCAUUGCAAGUACCCCAGGCAGUUCCUGAAGUCUCCCAAUCAGUUUGCCAUAACUCAUGUGGUUGGAGAGAGGCACAGUGUCAUGUCUAAGAUCUCAAACAUAAGGAUGGGGCUGGGAAUUUGACUCCAAACCCUUGAUUCAGAGUCUGUUGCGUUACCUAUCCAUAAGAAUUUUUCAUAACUUUCUUGGAUUCUUCUUGUAGAAAGAGAUUUCUGCUUACUUAAGCCUAAUUAAAAGGUUUUUAGUUAAACCUAGCUUAUUCUAGGCCCUGGGUCAGAUGAAAUGAGCAAAAAGAGCAGGUGUGCAAAUAAAUGGCAAGGUUCAAGCUAAGAAAAAACAUAGCCAUUUGCCUAACUAUUGCAUUUGGAGUUUAUCACUUGCCAGCUGUUUUGCCACUCUUUGCUGACUGAGAGCCUGGAAUAGGCUAUGUUUAAACCACCUCGGGCUUUUCUUUAACUACCAUUCUUUGGUUGUAUAAAUUUGGUUUGAAAAGAGUAUUGUGCAUCGGUUCAGCAGUAUCACCUGUUACACCAUUUCAUAUGUGAUAUUAUUACAGCCAAUUAAUUAUAAUUCAAUGUGUAUUUAUUAUUUCUUCAACUGCAAGAUGGUGACAUAUACAUACAUAUCACCUUGUUAGCAGAGUCACAUUGAUCUCUCAAAAAGACUGUUGGCAUAUAACUAAUGAAAAGACCACAUUAUUUUGUGAAGAUAACAGAUUAAAAGGCUGGAGCAUAGGUCCUAAAAUGUGCAUUGUUGGAGCACAAUUGCAAAGUAACCUUUUUCCUAUAAGAAUAUUGAAUAAUGCACAGGAACACAAGAUAGUUGAGUCUAUUUGUGUGUUGUAGUUUCUACCAAUCCUAGUUUUAAUUUCUUGACAAAUGAAAUGGACAACAAUUUAUUCUUGGUCACUUCCUUUUCUGUUAUCAAAUUAGAUGGAGUUUGAAAUAGACAAUUUGCAAGACAUGUAUGACAUGUAUGACUUUGUUUGUUUUUAAUUUCAGUAGUAGGCCAUCAAUACAAUUAAUAAUGAUUCUUAUUGACAACUUCUCCAAGGCCUCAACAUAAAGUUUUUCAAGCAAAUAUCAGACGAAAUCUAACUCUCACCCCUUCUUUCCAUUAUGAAAGGUUUCUGAUCUGAACAAGUCCCCCACCCUUCUGGAGAUUCUAGUUUUACAUCAAUCUUUUUCCAAAACUUAUUGCCUUUUGGGAGCCCCUCCUUUCCCCUGUGCAUCCAGGGCUGUAAGCUCAAAUUUUUCAAACUUUCAACCUUAAAACCAUGAGGUCAUCAAAAUAAAUAUUCUAGUGGGCUGGAAUAAACUUUGGGAAAUGUAGCCAAAAAAACUUGUAGAAACUCUAAGUAAACUAGUGAUAAUCAAUGUGGCUACUUUAAUUUAUUCUACUAGUGCCUCAUUCUUGCUUACUUCUCUCAGGAAGUAAAAAACUUAUUGCCUUUAAGGAGCGGCUCCCUUGUCAAAAUACUCCCCUGUACAUUCGGGGCUCAAAUCAUGGAACAUUGUCAAAAAAAUCAUAUAAACUCAAGUAAAAUGGUUAUUAUCA
Messenger RNA from Stylophora pistillata, 2884 nucleotides. Its product is annotated as inositol-tetrakisphosphate 1-kinase. Gene Ontology annotation, biological process: inositol trisphosphate metabolic process. The record is from RefSeq and is a predicted model, not a curated record. Lineage: Eukaryota; Metazoa; Cnidaria; Anthozoa; Scleractinia; Pocilloporidae. Gene Ontology annotation, cellular component: cytoplasm. Gene Ontology annotation, molecular function: inositol-3,4,5,6-tetrakisphosphate 1-kinase activity; magnesium ion binding; ATP binding.